Molecule: messenger RNA, 1410 nt
Organism: Rhodotorula graminis WP1
Lineage: Eukaryota; Fungi; Basidiomycota; Microbotryomycetes; Sporidiobolales; Sporidiobolaceae
Exons: 7
Coding region: 1-1410 (469 amino acids)
Source: RefSeq, a predicted model, not a curated record
AUGGCGCUCACCCUCGAGGCCUUGAUCAGCUCCUUGCUGGGCUGGAUCACGGCCGGCGUCGCCAUGGCCGCCUUCGUCCCGCUCAUCGCGACCAACGCCGUCAAGCGGCGCAGCGGGACGGGCCCGGGCUUCUUGUUCGCCUGGCUCGUCGCAGACGCCGUCAACCUCGCCGGGAUCGCGCUCCUCGGCGCGCAGCCGACGCAGAUUGUCUUGGCGGCGUGGUACUGCGUCGCCGACGGUGCGCUCGCUCUCGAGCUCGGCUUCUUCGGCCACUCGGACUGGGGCACUCGCGACCCGAAGCGCGCCAAGGACCUCAUCCGCCGCAUUCAGCGCCACGAGACGCCAUGGUGGUUCAAGCUCACGACCCACUUUCGCGACUCUACGGUCUGGGACGACAUCGUCCUCCUUACGGUCCUCGUCCUCCUGUGCACGACGAUCUGGGGCGCAUACAUGACCACGGGCCUGUGGCUCAACCCGGACUCGUUCAGCGUCCACGCGCCGACCGAGUGGGACACGAUCUCGUUCGCGCUCGGCAUCUCGGCUUCCCUCAUCUUCUCGUUCGCGCGCAUCCCCGAAUUCAUCUCGGGCGAGCGUCGCAGCAAACGCAACGACGAGCCAGUUCACGACCUCGACGACCCGCUCUUCUACUACCUCAUCCUCGAGAACAUCUUCAACCUCGCGUCCAUCUUUACGCUGUCGCGAGACGUCGACUAUAUCAAGGUCGAGUCACCCUGGAUCAUCGGCUCCCUCCUGUCCAUCUUGUUCGACUCGAUCCUCGUGUGGCGCAUCACGGUGUGGCGCAAGAAGUUCUUCAACGACAAGAACCCGGCGUGGCGCAAGAUCAAGGCGGCCCGGGCGACGCGCGACAACGUGCGCAAGAAGCUCAAGGACGAGCUCGAGGAGCGCGAGGAGGAGUGGACGCUGCAGGACAUCCUGCAGGACAAGGACGACGACCUCGUCGACGUCAAGCCGGGCGCCGGCUUCUGGGACAAGCGCCACGCCAAGAAGCACAACGCGAACGUGCACCAGGUCCGCCAGGAGUACGCCCAGCAGGAAUCUCACCCGGUCAUUCAGGGCCUGCACACCCGCAUCGCCAAGCGAGCCAAGCGCGACGCCGCCGUCAACAAGUACGACGACCACGUCAAGGCGCACGGCCGCGGUCCAUCGAGCGACGAGAUCGACGAGGACAACGAGAAGCGGCACCACGUCGCGCUCGACGUGCACGACCCGCUCGACUCGUCGGGCUUUGAGCUGGGCGGCGGCGACGAGACGGCGCACCUCACCGACCAAGGGUGGCCCAGCAGGCGCUCGACUCCCCACGACGACGAGCGGCCGCGGCGGUACCACGAGCGGCUCAGCUUGUCGCGGCCGGGCUCGAGGGCGCAGGAGCGUCGGCAACAGGGUUCGUGA